Molecule: messenger RNA, 534 nt
Organism: Volvox carteri f. nagariensis
Lineage: Eukaryota; Viridiplantae; Chlorophyta; Chlorophyceae; Chlamydomonadales; Volvocaceae
Exons: 5
Coding region: 1-534 (177 amino acids)
Source: RefSeq, a predicted model, not a curated record
AUGCGCGCAACGGCUCCGUCCCCAUCCACAGCUCCACCAACAGCCCGGCGUCCUCGCCUGACGGCUGUCUGCAUAUCCGACACUCACGGCCUGUAUCAGGAGCCGGGACUCAUCCGGGUACCUAGAGGCGACAUGUUGCUGUUCCCCGGGGAUGUGGAGGUGGGGACUGCUGCCGAGGGGUUGUCAUUCUCGCGCUGGCUGGCCGGUCUCCCGGUUGAGGGUCCACGGGUCCUCACCUGGGGCAACAUGGACACGGGGACACCCGCGUCUUUACCUCAGAUGGGGUACCGCAUCUUUGCGUCCCCCUUCACUCCCCGCUUUGCCGGAGCCUAUCAGCUCGACCUGGACAGGGAAGCGUCCUUCGCGUACUGGUCGGCCCUGCUCCCCCCCAACGCUGACGUGGACAUUAUACUCACGCACGGUCCACCGUACGGCAUCGCUGAUAAAACCGGCGGGAGGCAUCGUGGCGACGUGGGCUUGCUGCGUGCCGUACAGGUGAGCAGUUUGAGCGUGUGCGUGCCUGUGUCGGCGUAG